AAGACACACUGCGGAGUUCAGCAGAGGAGAGAUGAAGAGAGCUGGAGACAGAGACCAAACCGACAUCACAGAGCUGUGAACACACAGGAGCUCAUGCACACACGCUGCCUGUGAAUUCAACUCCACGUCUCUGACACUAAGCUGCUCUGCUGUGGACUUCAACGGCCGCAUCUGUGAUUAUUCUGGGCUGGACCCCCUUUGGACUGUGUCUUAACAUGCUGGGAGUUCAAAGUGAUGCUCUGCUGGUUGGCUUGAUGGUUUGGAUGGGAAUCUUAUGGGGAGAGAUCACAACCCAAGAUGAGUCUGGUUUGACUCCUCCACCAAGCCUUGCACCAGUGAUGCAGGUACCAGCCCCUAAAGAAACCCCCAGAGGAGUUGCAUCCAUAGGACAGGACUUCCUAGAGUCUGUUCUUUCUCGUAAGGAUCAUCUUCUGGCCCAGAAGGGUGUGACUCUUCCCAGCAGUUUACCCCCUAAUCUGGUACCCAUGUUGGGGAAGGGGCUGGAGGCCGGAGCAGAGGCCCAGUCCCCUGACCAGCUCCUCUUGAGGAAGAUGCUCCCUGCACACAGUGCCACUGGCCGACCUACUUUACCUCCAGCCUAUGACCUCCCCACCGAACCCCCAGAGGCCGUCGCAACGCCCAGCUGGGAUACCGAUGCUCCGACCCCACACCAGAAACCUUUGGGCACCGCUGCGGUUCCCACCACUGUGAAUGCUGAAACAGAGUCUGGUGUUUUCACCUCAGCUGUAACAAACUGCAGGGUCAAUUUCACCGACCCAGAGGGCUACAUCGAUUCUUCAGACGAUCCUCCCCUCCCUGAAGGAGCGUUCCUGCAGUGCACUUAUACAGUGACUGUCUACAUGGGCUACGGUGUGGAGCUACAGGUCAAAAGUGUCAACCUGUCAGAAGGCGAGCAGCUGUCAAUCAGAGGGGUAGAUGAAGCCGGGGCCCUGCUGGUUCUGGCCAAUCAGACGCUUCUGGUGGAUGGUCAGGUGAUCCGCAGCCCGACCAAUAUGCUGUCUGUGUUCUACCGCUCAUCUCCAGAGGGAGGAGUCGGCAUAUUCCAGCUGCAUUAUCAAAUUUUUCGCCUGAGUUGUGCUCUACCUCGACGGCCUCAUUUUGGGGAGGUGUCAGUAAAAGAUCUGCAUCCCGGAGGCACGGCCCAUUUCCAGUGUCACAUGGGAUACCACCUGCAGGGGGACGCCACACUCACGUGUCUCAAUGCCUCGCUGCCGGUGUGGAGCCAACAUGAGCCAAGCUGCAGAGCUUUGUGUGGAGGGGUUGUAAAAAAUGCCACAGUGGGCCGUGUACUGUCCCCCUCACCCCAUCCGGGCCCUAACAGCACCCUGGACCGCAGCUGCUCUUGGUCCCUGGAGGCUCCUAACGGCCAGAGGCUGCACCUGCAUUUGGAGAGAAUGGUGUUGGGUCCGACAGACAGGCUGGUCUUAUGGAGCGGCCUUGAUGCAGGGUCAGUGGUCCUGUUUGAUUCCGGGCGUGGCGGUCCCAUCCCGUUUGAGGGAGUGAUCAGCGAAGGUCCGGCUGUUCGGGUCCAGUUUAUAACAGACCAACCUAAUAGUCACAACACUGGAUUCAAUAUGCGUUAUGAGGCAUUUGAGAAGGGCCACUGCUAUGAGCCAUACAUCCAAAAUGGAAACUUCAGCACGACUGACCCGACUUACGGCGUGGGAACGGUGGUGCAGUUCACCUGUGACCCCGGGCACUCGCUGGAGCAGGUGCCGCCCGUCAUCGAGUGCAUCAACACACGAGACCCCUACUGGAAUGAUACAGAGCCCCUCUGCAAAGGUAGAAUCAGCUGGAGGAUUCACGUCGGCGAGGACAAACGCGUCCUGCUGGACGUGCAGCUCUUGAAUCUGAGCGACAGUGAUAUGCUAACCAUUUUGGAUGGGGAUGAGGUCACAACACGUAUAUUGGGGCAGUUUGUUGGGGGAACCACGGUGUCACACAAUGACUCGUGUCCAGACCUCCCUGAGAUCCAGAACGGCUGGAAGACCACUUCUCAUGUGGCGCUUGUGCGUGGAGCCCGUAUCACAUAUCAGUGUGACCCGGGGUACGACCUGGUGGGCAGUGAAACCCUGAUCUGUCAGGUGGACCUGAGCUGGAACACGCAGCCUCCGUUCUGCGAGAAGAUUAUGUACUGCACAGACCCUGGACACGUGGAGCACUCCACACGCACACUGUCUGAUCCCAAACUCUUGGUUGGCACCACUAUCCAGUACAGCUGCAUUCCCGGAUACAUCCUGCAGGGCGGCGCCACUCUCACUUGCUAUGGUCGAGAACCUGGCACCCCUGUUUGGACGUCUCGCUUGCCUCAUUGCGUUUCGGAAGAGUCAGUGUCCUGUGAGAAUCCUGGCCUUCCUGACAAUGGGUACCAGAUAUUGUCUAAAAGGCUUUACCUACCAGGAGAGUCUGUAACCUUCAUGUGCUUCCAAGGCUAUGAGCUUAUUGGUGAGAUGGCUAUCAAGUGCAUUCUGGGAAAUCCCUCUUUUUGGAGUGGUCCAUUACCUCUUUGCAGAGCCAAUCAUGAAUGCUCUAGCAAUCAUGCACUAGAGGUGGCUGAAGCCAUGGCAGACUCUUCUUUUGAUGGGGGAAGUAUGGCUCUAGCAAUAUUUAUACUGGUGCUGCUAGUAUCUGUUUUACUGGGAGGAGCCUACAUCUAUGUCACGAGGUGCCGUUAUCAUUCAAACCUGAGACUUCCUCUGAUGUAUCCGCAUCCCUACAGCCAGAUCACCGUGGAAACCGAGUUUGACAACCCUCUCUACGAGACUGGAGGGGACACAAGAGAGUAUGAGGUGUCCAUAUGAAGAGGCCCACAGACACAUCCCGUACUGCUCCAGUGCUUACAGGAAGUGAUGUAAAUAGAUCCUGACAACUCCACUCUCCCCACCUCCCCAACCUUAAGAGGACAGAGAGGGGCGUGAAGGGAACGGGGCUGUGAAACAGGAAGUACCAGUGCAGAGAUUGUUUGGCCAGUAGACGUUACCGUGGUUUUACAACAUGUGAUUCGACACGUAUGCGCUCACAGCCGGAGGUUCUUAUUCUGCCAUUCACAAACAUGUGUGUGUGUGUGUGUGUGUGUGUGUGUGUGUGUGUGUGUCCAGCGAGUGGAAAAUAACAAGUGAAGAGUUUGCACAGUGUUCUUACAUGACUUACGGGACAGUUUAACCCUGGAGUUCGUAACCCCUUUGCUCCGAUACGAAGGGGUGGUAGUGGCGCCGUCCUGUGUCUGUCUGUGGCCCGUCCUGCCUGCUGUCAUUUUUAAGUCUUUUUACUUAGAGCAGUUCGUAGUGCAGGUUUUAAAGUAGUAUUUUUCCCCUGCAAGUGACGUCCUACUGCAGCAGAGAGCAGAUGAUGUAUUUAUUUUGAAGUAUAUGUGAAAUGUUCUCUGCUGAUUAAUGAAUACUUCAUUUUGGAGAUCA
This is a messenger RNA of Sinocyclocheilus anshuiensis, 3437 nucleotides long. RefSeq names its product seizure 6-like protein. The coding region runs from base 216 to 2822 and encodes 868 amino acids. Gene Ontology annotation, biological process: regulation of protein kinase C signaling; synapse maturation. The transcript has 17 exons. The record is from RefSeq and is a predicted model, not a curated record. Lineage: Eukaryota; Metazoa; Chordata; Actinopteri; Cypriniformes; Cyprinidae. Gene Ontology annotation, cellular component: neuronal cell body; endoplasmic reticulum.